CUUAUAUAUGAAUUGAUGGAUAAAAUUAUAUGUCCUGUCAGUGUAUUUUUACUUGUGAUUACUUCCGCCAACAAAUCAGAAAGAGUUUAUGAUUUUAUCACUGAACAAGAUGUGAAGGGAUAUUCGAUACAAGAGACUAUUGGAUUUCGAACAUUUCAACAGAUGAGUAAUCCACAAUACAGAGAAUAUGAAAAUGGUUUCCCACCUGGUAUUUAUGGGUCUUCUAUUAUACCUACUACUAUAUGGUAUCAUUACUGGAGUCGGGAUACUUAUGAAGAUAUGUUUCCCCAUAAUGGGAAUAUGUACUUAGCUGAUGUGAAUUGGCCUCACAUAGUCACAUUAUGUGAUGAAACCAAACAUCCAAGAUGUUCAUGGGCUUAUUUUUUAGCAUUGAUGCAACCUACUUCUCAUAAUCCACACUUGCUAAAACAAAUAUUCGGUGAAGAGUUUGAGAGAUUAUCAAAUAAACACUUCAUUACACCAAUUAUACGUGGUGGAUGUUAUCGUUUAAGGACAAUAGAUCAAAUGAGUUUAAUAUACAUAUAUACCAUAUGCCAUCUUUAUGGUGAGGUAAAGGAAGCUAUUCCUGACUUAGAAGUAUGUCCAAAUCCAUGUAAGCGAAGACCAUGUCAUUAUAUUCAAAAUGCAGUUGGUGGUUCUUGUAAACGUCGUGGCUAUCAUAAAGAUGAUUAUGAAUGUUUAUGUGAAUCAGGAUACAAAUGGGAAAAGGACCUAUUAUUGUGUACCAUAAUUGAUACAUGCAAAUUGUUUUGUAAUCAUGAGACAACUGAAUCUUGUUUUCUUAAUCAAACAACAGGUGUAGCUACAUGUAUUUGUAAAACUGGUUACACCGGAUAUGAUUGUAAUCAACCAUUCGACGCUUGCAUAUUUGAUACAACUUUGAAAAUGAAUCCGUUAGACGCUAGUCCAUAUAUACCAUCAGGAUAUGAAGCAUGUGGAGUUCUGUUAAAUCCAACUAAUAAAUGCAAUUCAAUGAAUGAUAUGUUAACUUACAAUUGUACGUGCAGUAUAGGAUAUACAAGAGAUUUGUCUUUACCAUAUGAUAACUGUUUGAAACAAAAAGAUGGAUGUGAUACACGCUUAUGUUUGCAUGGUGAAUGUAUAAGUUCAAAAGAUCUUACUAACAGUGUCUGUGAUUGUGAGGAAGGAUAUAGAGGUGAAAAAUGUGAUAUACCUAGAAGUAUUUGGUCACAUUGGUCAGAGUGGACAUUUUGUGAACAGGAUUCCGGAUCUACUGGACAGAGUACAAGGAUACGUUUAUGUUUAUAUGAAAAUGAAGAGGAUUGUGUGGGUGAAUUGGAACAGGUACGAUUAUGUGAACCAAAUAUAACUUUUACACAAAAUGCAUCUAUUUCAGAAAUAACAUGGAAGGAUUUUACACAAUGGAGUGAAAACGUAAUGUUAUACACUUUGGUUUAUGUGGGAUUCGUAGCUAUAUUAUUGAAAUUCCUAAAUUUGUAUAAGCACCAUUGUCCAGAUUUAAACAAGACGUUAUGAUAUAUCUCAAGUGUAUUUUUUACUGUAUUAAUCAAAAUGUCAAAUCUAUUAAUCAUAAAAAUACAGUAAAUCAAUGGGUUACAGGUUAAAAGUGCUCAAAUAAAUAAAAGAUUUAAUCCAUUCUAACCAUCAGCUUAUUCGCAGAGACAUAAUUAUUAAC
Molecule: messenger RNA, 1678 nt
Organism: Schistosoma intercalatum
Lineage: Eukaryota; Metazoa; Platyhelminthes; Trematoda; Strigeidida; Schistosomatidae
Source: the annotation of a GenBank genome assembly